AUGGCGAAUGGGCAAUUAAUUUUGUACACAAAUAUAAUUUGUAGAGAACCGUCAGAUUUGGACGAAAUUUUCUCACUGCCACCUCAUCAGUUAAGUGCAAAUGUAGAAAGGAGAAUGCUAAAAGAAGACAUAAAACGGAGUAAAGCAAAAGGUGAAGAUACGACUCUACUCGAAGCACAGCUUGCUUACGUUGACGUUAAGGAAGCAGCACUCAAAACACAAUUCAAAAAAUAA
This is a messenger RNA of Anisakis simplex (herring worm), 234 nucleotides long. NCBI's taxonomy places the organism in Eukaryota, Metazoa, Nematoda, Chromadorea, Rhabditida, Anisakidae. The record is from the annotation of a GenBank genome assembly.